UUGGGUCUCGGCUUGACUCGUCCCCUCUCCAGGUCGUUUUAUUUUCUGUGAUCUCCGCUCAGGUGUGCCAUACAUUCAGCAGGGGAAGAAGGAGGCUUUUCAGAAUGUCUAUAGGGCUGGAAUUGAUAGGCAUUUCCCUGUGCAUUUUGGGAUGGAUUAUUGCCAUUGUGGCGUGUGCCCUUCCUAUGUGGAGGGUGACGGCCUUCAUUGGCAGCAACAUUGUGACAGCUCAGAUCAUCUGGGAGGGCCUGUGGAUGACCUGCGUGGUCCAGAGCACGGGACAGAUGCAGUGUAAGGUCUAUGACUCCAUGCUCGCCCUCUCCCAGGACCUCCAAGCAGCUCGCGCCCUCACCGUCAUCUCCAUCCUGCUAGCCAUCCUAGCCGUGCUUAUUGCCAUCGCCGGGGCCAAGUGUACCAACUGCAUCGACGACGAGGCGUCCAAGGCAAAGGUGAUGAUCAUCUCUGGAGUCUUCUUCAUUGUAUCUGGUGUGAUGCAGCUCAUUCCAGUCUCCUGGUCUGCUAACACCAUAAUCAGGGACUUCUACAACCCCUUACUUACAGACGCUCAGCGGAGGGAGCUCGGGGCUGCUCUGUAUAUCGGCUGGGCAGCGGCUGCCCUCCUGGUCCUUGGUGGUGGACUGCUCUGCUGCUCCUGUCCACCACGCGAAACCAGAUACAACGCUUCACGAAUGGCUUAUUCUGCCCCACGGUCUGCGGGUGGCCCAGGGUUAGAGAGGAAAGACUACGUAUGA
This is a messenger RNA of Stegastes partitus (bicolor damselfish), 752 nucleotides long. Its product is annotated as claudin-3-like. The transcript has a single exon. Bases 105 to 752 code for a protein of 215 amino acids. NCBI's taxonomy places the organism in Eukaryota, Metazoa, Chordata, Actinopteri, Pomacentridae. The record is from RefSeq and is a predicted model, not a curated record. Gene Ontology annotation, cellular component: membrane; bicellular tight junction. Gene Ontology annotation, molecular function: structural molecule activity.